Helianthus annuus (common sunflower) is the source of this 1038-nucleotide messenger RNA. RefSeq lists its product as uncharacterized. Lineage: Eukaryota; Viridiplantae; Streptophyta; Magnoliopsida; Asterales; Asteraceae. The transcript has 3 exons. The coding region runs from base 1 to 1038 and encodes 345 amino acids. The record is from RefSeq and is a predicted model, not a curated record.
AUGCCUUUCCAAGAGGGUGCGCUUCCAGUUCGUUACUUGGGAGUUCCUCUAAUUUCUUCUAAGCUCUCGUAUAAGGAUUGUAAGGUGCUGGUUGAGAAAAUGGAAAAGAAGAUUGAUAACUGGACGACCAAAUCUCUCUCUUUUGCAGCUAGAAUAGUUACAGAUCUGGAAAAACGUAUGCGUGAUUUUCUAUGGUCUGGCAACUACCAUAAGACCGUGAAGCCUAAAGUUGCAUGGAAGGUUGUUUGUCUUCCGAAGGAUGAGGGUGGAUUGGGCAUUCGUAGCUUAUCGGCUGUUAAUAAAGCCCUUUUAUCUUCUCAUGUUCGGAGCAUUUUAUCCAAUCGGAAUUCUUUAUGGGUUCGUUGGAUACAUACUUAUAAGCUUAAGGGUCGUAGUUUCUGGGAAAUCCCUAGUAGAGGCCGAAUGACAUGGGGAUGGAGGAAACUUCUUGCGAGUAGGAGCCUUAUUCGUCCUUUGAUGUGGAAAUCUAUUGGGAAUGGUGCUGAUACAAAUGCUUGGAGUGAUACUUGGUGCAACAUCGGUCCUCUUCGUGCGUUUAUCACUCCUAGGCGUAUUGCGAAUGCAGGAUUCAGUUUGCAGUCGUCGUUAGCUGAGCUGGUGUCUCAUGAUGGUCAGUGGAACUGGCCGACUGCUUGGGAUUCGAGGGACCAUCUAUUCUUUGAAUGCUCUUUUGCUUUGCAGGUUUGGAACAAAGUUAGGAGCUUCACUAAUAUGGAAGAUAUCAAUGGUGGUUGGAGUGAUAUCAUGGCUUGGAUGAAUCAUAAUUCGUCCCUUCAGAAACCUGAUAAUGUGAUUAGUAGGUUGGUAGUUGCGGCUGCAACCUACUUUAUUUGGCAAGAACGCAACAGCAGGCUGUUUUCAAGGAACCAUCGGACGGCUAUGGUGGUGUCUCACGAAAUUAUUACUACGGUCCGAUUGCGGCUUCUGUCUCUUAAGUUCAAACGGCGAUUUGAAAAUGGGAGCUUGGUGGAUAAAUGGAAGAUUCCUGAUAACAACUUGGAGCUUAAUCCCGGCUAG